This is a messenger RNA of Onychostoma macrolepis, 6115 nucleotides long. It is a transcript of the gene fbxo10, whose product is annotated as F-box protein 10. Bases 616 to 3537 code for a protein of 973 amino acids. Gene Ontology annotation, molecular function: protein binding. Gene Ontology annotation, biological process: protein ubiquitination; ubiquitin-dependent protein catabolic process; regulation of apoptotic process. The transcript is spliced from 11 exons. The record is from RefSeq and is a predicted model, not a curated record. NCBI's taxonomy places the organism in Eukaryota, Metazoa, Chordata, Actinopteri, Cypriniformes, Cyprinidae.
GUCAACGUUUGGUUGCAGAAAUUUUGAGUUGACAGUGUAGAUGAAUUGAAAAAUUAUUUUUUUACUAAAUUAUGUAAAAGCCCUUUACAAGACUAAUACAGUUUGCAAAUAAAUAAUUAAAUGUAGGCUAUUCAGGAGGGUAAUGUAUUCUGCAAGUCUAAUCACAAGACACGCACGAUUUUUUUUCCGCGAUAUGAGCGAUGCGUGAUUUUCAUAAUCGGUUUUGCUAACAAAUGAUGCGCGCGCCUGCAAAAGAGGCAAAGAAAGGGGGAGUUGGGGUCAAAAGCCUAAUAUCACGUGUAUUGCUGCACAGUAAAAACCAUGUUGCUUAACAACUGUGUCAGACAAGAGGGAAAAGUUGUCGUUGUCGUUGUCUUUCGUAGAGAAACAUUCCCCGCCUCCUCCUGAAUGAAAAUACGUGAGCCCUAUUUUCCACGCCUUCACAAACAAGAAAAAUACCAAGAAAUACGAGAUUUUUACCGGAUGGGUGUUUGGUUUCUGCUCGUAACCCAAGAGAAAACGGCCGUGAUGAGCUUUACGUCUGAUAAAAUGCUAGCUGAACACAGUAUUGUCAGAGGUGAUCUGCCCAGGUGAGGUGGCGUGGUGCUAACGGAUAUGGAGGUGGGAAGUUUGCCUGUCGAGCUCUGGCGCCUCAUCCUGGCAUACCUGCCUCUGCCAGAUCUGGGUCGAUGCUGUCUGGUGUGCAGAGCCUGGCGGGAGCUCAUUCUGAGUUUGGACAGCACACGUUGGCGCCAGCUCUGUCUAGGAUGCCCUGAAUGUCGCCACCCAAAUUGGCCCCGUCGCCCCCACCUGCCCCCUGUUUCCUGGAGAGAGGCUCUCCGUCAGCAUGCUCUUGCCAGCCGUACCUGGACCCAGAACGGCUCGGACCUCCACUCGUCUGCCUGCCUCCAUCUUUUCCGCCGGAGAAAAGACCGCAGAGUUUGGCAUGUCGGGACCGUAGCAGGAGGCGGCUAUGAGACUCUUAGGGGAGCUCUGGCUGCGGCAGGGCCGUACGAUAAGGUGGUGCUCCAUGCGGGUGUGUAUGAGGAACAGGUGGAGGUGUCCCUCAAGGUGCCUGUGGAGAUUGUUGGAAUGGGCAAGUUGGGGGAUGUGUCGUUGCUGGUUAGCUUUGAUCAACAAUGCCCAACAGCAAGGCUGUGCAAUCUGGUGUUCAUGCCAGCGUGGUUUUCACCUGUGGUUUAUAAGACGUCUUCUGGUCAUGUCCAGUUGGACAACUGUAACUUUGAGGGCUGUCAGCUGCACAUUCGGGGUCCAGGGACAUGUCAGGCUCGUUUCUGCUCGUUUGCCCAGGGCAGCUCAGCCCAUUUUCUGGGGGUAGCCAUAAGUUUAAUGGACAGUUGUGAGUUCUCAGGGGGAGAUUCUGCCUCUGUCACUGUGGAAGGUGCUCCGGUCUCUGAACGCAACUGGGCCUUCAAACACCUGGUCGCCUUGGCCAAGACCUUCACUAUGAUGACUAGUAAUAAUGGGUCAACUGAAAUAUCUAAUCAGGGCGGAAAAGACAGUGUGGUUGCUGGUAGUCAUGUAAACACACCCUUGGAAGGAGUUAACACAAUGGAGGACUGGAAUAAACAGGAAGUAGAUUGGGAAGCAAACUGGGCAAAACAGAAAGGUGGAGAUAGUCUUCUUCCAAGUCAGGAUGGUACAAUGAUUGAGGAGGAUGGCAUGGAAACAUCAAGUGAGUCAAGUGAGGAAGAUGAUCAGCAAGCCGGCGAGAAAAGCACAGGCUUAAAACUUUCAUAUGAUCAGCACGGACUAGCGCAUCUCUCCAAAGCAGAUGCGCCUGAUUCUUCUGCAUUUCCUGCACUGUUGAGUCUGUCUGCAGAACUGCAGAGGGAUACAGAGGCGCGGGACUUGGCUGCAUUGGUUCAAGGCUGCCUGCUGCGGCGCUGCCUGCUGCGCGAUGGAAAAGGUGGUGUGCACCUGUGCAAUCACGGUCAAGCUCGACUGGAGGCCAAUGUGUUCAGAGGGCUCAACUAUGCAGUGCGCUGCAUCCAGAAUGCCAAAAUGGUGAUGUUGCGUAAUGAAGUGUGUGGGUGCAAGGCGUCUGGUGUGUUCCUGCGACUUUCUGCUCAAGGUCUCAUUGCUGAGAACAACAUUCAUUCCAAUGGGGAAGCGGGACUAGACAUUCGCAAAGGGGCUAAUCCUAUCAUACUGUGUAAUAGAAUCCACAGAGGCUUGCGUUCCGGGAUUGUUGUCCUGGGCAACGGGAGAGGUUCUAUCCGCAGCAACCAGAUCUACGGCAACAAGGAAGCUGGCGUGUAUAUUCUUUUUAAUGGCAAUCCUGUUGUCAGUGGAAAUCACAUUUUCCAGGGCCUUGCAGCAGGAAUUGCUGUCAAUGAGAAUGGAAGAGGACUGAUAACCGAGAAUGUUAUAAGGCAGAACCAGUGGGGUGGUGCUGAUAUUCGUCGAGGAGGUGAUCCAGUCCUCCGCAAUAACUUCAUCUGUUACGGCUACUCGGACGGAGUGGUGGUGGGAGAGAGAGGGAGGGGCCUCAUUGAGGGCAACCACAUAUACGGGAACAGAGGCUGUGGGGUAUGGGUAAUGUCAUCUAGUCUACCUCAGCUCAUUGGAAACUAUAUUACCCAUAACCGCAUGUAUGGGCUGGCCGUGUUCUGCCGGAAGGACACCGAGUCUGCUGUGAGCCGAGAGGGCUAUCGCUCUUUACAGGAAAGAGAGAGAGGAGUCGGGCUUGGAGAGAGGGACAGAGGAGGUCCUGAGAACUUCAAUGAGGAGGGAGAACUGAUGGCAUGGGAAAGUGAUAUCGAUAGCGAAGAUGAGCGCUUUUCCUCUCGACGGCCAAUCACAGUUGCCCUAGUGGAAAACAACUGCAUUAGCCACAACGGAGCUGUUGGAGUGUAUGUGAAGAGCAGUGAGCCUCUGAACGUGGUGGCCAACAUGGUGAACAGUAACAGAGGAGACGGCGUGUCUGUCAUUCAGAGCGCUCAACUGACACGUUUAGUUGGAAACUGUGUCCUCUGUAAUGGCUGGAGAGGAGUGGCUGUGGACAGAGAGUGUCGAGUAGAGCUGCGUGGCAAUGGGGUUUAUGGCAAUAACUGUCACGGUGUCUGCUUCCGAGGCGAUGGGCUGAUUGUGGAAAAUGAUGUGGUCGGAAAUAAUGCUGUUGGAAUACGAGUGAUGGACAAUGCAGAUGUUAAAGUAUUGAGGAAUCGUGUUCAGGCAUUGCGGGGUUACGGGAUUUCUGUAAAGGAGCGGGUCCGAGGUGUGGUUCAGGAGAACCUGGUUUAUCAGAGCCACUCUACGAGUACUAAAACCCCCAUACGGACAAACAAACAGAACCUGGAGUGUGUUGUACUUAACAACUCUCUGCUCACACCCAGAUCACAAGCGCUUUGGGCCUUGGAUAAUCCACCUCCUCGUCCCCACAAUAGUAACCCUUCUAGUGUCACCCCCUCCACACUUCCUGCUCACCUUGCAAUCACCAUGACAAACAGAAUCACUGCCUCUGUAGAAAGUGGUUGCCAUAACAACGGCAGCAUCUUUUGCUCAAUUUUAUGAGGUACAUAUUUCCUGGCUUAUAGCUCCACAACAUCAGAUGGAUAUUCCUACAAUGUUCCCUCAAUGUGAACCCUGGGUGAAGGAGGGCACAGAGGAGGUGAAGACACUGCUUCAAUGUUGGAUGGAUGAUGAACAAUCAGAUUAAGCCUCAAGCUCAUGACGUUAAAAUGAUCAAAAAGCACUUUUUUAAUAUGAUUAACCAAAGGUAGGUUGUUUAGUAGUCCGAUAAUCAAACUUUAAAGGAUUAAGACCACCUUUUUGAUAUACUUGGAUCUGAAAUGAAUCAGUCCACCCACUCUAAAUUGAUCAGUGUUUACGAGCAAAUUAUUGGAGUUUGGAUUUCAUCAUGUACCUGAAGUCUGGCUGGCAACCAAUCCAGCUGAAAGCACAUUCAGUACAGAACAGUUUUCUGCUGGAAGCAAAUUACUUCAAAUCAAGCUUCUAUUUAACAAAAUAUAUUUAACAUGAAUCAGUAAGUGGUCCUACAGCCUGUUAUUAUCAUUUUAGACAUUCACACACAGUCAGGAGGGAGAAAGAGACACAAGGGAAGUUGAAGUGAGAGACAUGUCACGUGGCUUACUCUCUCUCUCUCUUCCCAAAAGACCAGAACCAGUGCUGAAAAUAGAAGAUAAACAAAUUCAGUGCACCUCGGGAAUUGUAGUCCUGCUGGCUGCUGCUGAGAUUCUGUAAUGGACAAGAACAAAACAGCACGCACUGGGUACCAAGAUGCAGCCAAUCAUGAGUCGCAUUACAUCAAGCGGCAAUAUUCAGCUUUCCUAUAAAAACACUCCUGUUUUAUGUACAUCUGCACACUAUUGAAGGGUGAAACUGAAAACUGCCUAAUGGAUAGAUUUUGCAAGAAAACUUUUGAAAAGACAAUUCAAAGAUCCUAAAGGGAUAGUCUAACCUAAAUAUGAAAAUGUUGUCAUCAUUUACUCUAUCCUCAUAAACCCAUGUCAUUUCAACCCAGUAUGACUUUUUUUUUUUUUUUUUAAUAUGAAGAUACUUAGAAGAAUACUGAUAAAUAAAUAGUUUCGGUUCCCAUUGACUUCCAUUGUAUGGCGAAAAAAAUACAUACAGGUGUAGAACAUGAGUGGGUAAAUGAUAACAAUUUUACAUUUUUUGUGAACUGUCCCUUUAAAUGUGAUUUCACAGGCACGGAUUCAAUAGGCCUAUUGAUGAAUCAUUUAUUUUUAACUGUAUAGCAGUAAAGAGUUUCACUGGCAUCAUGUAAUGGAAACAUUCAGAUAUGCAAUGGUAGCUGUUUUACUAUUUUGGAGACUGGAAGCAAGAGUUAUAUCUAGAUUAUCAUAAAUUCACAGCUAAACUCAAGCUUUUGAGCCCUGUUAUAAUGUCAAAAAAAAAAAAAAACUUAAGAUAAGAGACUAAAGAUAAAUUGUAACUUCAAUCAGUCUUCAGGUAGUUAUAGUCACAGGGCUUAAAAGUGGUUGGAUUUCUUACGAGACCGUGGCUAUGUUCUGAAUGGAAUACUAGCUUACUGUUUACUAAACUUUGCAAGUAUACACUUUAAAUUGCCUGUUAUUUUUUAAAGAUGAUAAAACUAGGUAUAAUUCUGUAUCCAUAAACACUCGUUGACCUCAAUCGUAUGUGAGUGGCGACAAGUUGACUUGAAUUUAAGGUUAUUUUGCAGUUUAAAAAUUAUUUUUUGUGUAAAAAUGUCUACAUUUGGCAGUCUAAUCAAAUAAGACUAAUAAGAUGCUGUAAUUUCUGUUCAUUUAUUAUACUGGAACUUUACAAGUUAUUGCUUGUAAAUGUUGGAUGAUUUGGUAUCGUGAACAUUUGCACAGUACGCAUACUGCAAGAAUAGUAUGGAAGUAUGCCAUUACGAACAUAGCCCAUCGCUAAAAUAAUGGGUCUUAUAAUGUGCUUUCCUCCCAGAACACCUUAUUUAUCAAAAGGUAGCCAUCUUCUGUUAGAUUUACAGCAGGCUGUUAUUAUUUUUGUAAUGUUCUCAUAUCAACUGCUGGUUUUAUUUGUAAAGUUAGGGUGACCACAUGUGCCAUUUUUCCCUGACUCUUUCAGGCCAGGAUUUAUAUAUUGCCUAAAAUAUCUAGGUUUUGGCUUUGUUUGCGUGUGCAGACCAUAUGACGUCAAAGUACCAUGCAGACGGUUCUUUAUGCUUUCAAAAUUAUCUCGAGGUACUUUGAUGUCAAACACUGAUAGGUCUGAGCUGUGCUGCUUUUAUAUUGAACACGCCUAAUAUGUAUACGCGUAUUUGCAUCGCUUUGACUGUAGAUCCCAUCUUCUCGCACACACUGCGAUUGGUCCAUUGUGUACAAUGCCAGCAUGUUAUUGGUCAAACUAUUUUUCGAUCAUUACCUUCAAGCAUGAAAACAAAGCCAAAACAAAUCCUGGCAAGGACAUGUCCGGGAAAAAUGGCACGUAUGGGCACCCUAGUAAAGUGCAAUAUGUAUCUACUAAAAUGUGCCUAUUUUUACAGUAUGGUUUUUAUACUUAUUGUGUAGUAUAAAUAUAAUGGCUAUCAUAGCAAAUUGGCUGAUUUCUGCUAUUUUUGUCUGUAGUUGUCUACUGCAUAGACAUGGAUUUGAUUCUUAAA